AUUGUUCAUCAUAUUACGUAUUUUGUCUUAUCAUGGAACCAUUUUUUUUUUUACCAGUUAACCCCGCCUUCCAGUAUUAUAACAAUCCUCUGAACUCCGCCUACGUGAGAGCAUCGUUGGACUCUGUGUGUGACUGAUUUUCUCCUUUUGAUCAAAAGUAAACUUUUAAAAGACUUCUGGAGCGAGAACCUUUUUCUUCUACAAACAAAGGGAAAACGCAUUUUCUCCCCUGACACUUCAUCCUUCAAAGCUGGCUGACUGAACACUAAGGUCCUGCGCUGUGAACUUGGAGAAGCAAAGGUUGAACAGCAUGCAAAUGGCGAUGAUGGCGUGGCGCCUCCUGUGGUCUUUUGUCCUAAUGGGAGUGUUGAGCUGCGUGGCUCUGGAAAUCCACCCGGAGGAGUCCCAGUAUUACGCCGCCGAAGGCUCCGAUGUCACAAUGCAUUGCCAGUACAAUGACACCCUGGACAGCUCGGGGUACAUCAUAUGGGAUUCCGCCCCCUUUGGUGUCUCCCCACUGCUCAUCAUUAGGUUCAGUGACGGCCAGUUGCUCUCCGAUCAUUACGAACCGAUGAAGGGCAGGGUCCAUUUCACGGCACGCGAGCCCCAAAAUGGAGACGCUUCUAUCACCAUUAGCAACGUCAGUCGCUCAGACGCGAUGACUUACAGUUGCGUUGUGAAGAAGUUACCUAAAGUGGAGAAGAUAAUGACCCUGACGGUCAUGAAGCCGCCAAGUCAACCGAUAUGCAACGUGCAAGGGGAAUUCGCCCAAGGCAAUAACGUGACGCUCACAUGCUUGUCUUUCCAUGGUGAAUCCCCUCUGACGUACACCUGGGCCAAGAUCAGCGGAAACCAGGUCCUCCCUGCCAAUGCCGUGGUGGACUCCGUAAGAGGCACCAUGCGUGUAGAUAGUAUCAUCGAGCAGGACUGUGGAAGCUAUCGCUGCACAGUGGAGAGCUUGGUCGGAAGCAAAAGCUGUGAGCUCGUCCUCCCCUGCCCGGACGUGCCAGAAGCCCACAUGUCCUCCGCGCUGCUGAUUACCAUCUCCAUCACGGUGGUCCUCAUCAUCCUUGCUGUUUCCAUCAUCACCGCUGGCUGCUUGUGGUGGUUCAGAAAGAAGACAGGGCAGUAUAACCUCAGUGAUGAGACACCUCCUUCCCGAUGGAUUCCAAAAAAAAAAGAGAUUCUGCCUUCUUUGCACUACGAGGCCAAAAACCAGACCGUCACCUUGACUGCUUUCCGCAUGCUUCAAGACUAAAGAGUGAGUUUUUCAAAUGUAGAAAAUGAAAUAUUCCGGAUAAAUUGAAUACUUUGAUGGUUGUCAAUAAACUUGUUUGAACUUUG
Corythoichthys intestinalis (scribbled pipefish) is the source of this 1344-nucleotide messenger RNA. RefSeq names its product coxsackievirus and adenovirus receptor homolog. The record is from RefSeq and is a predicted model, not a curated record. Gene Ontology annotation, cellular component: intercalated disc; basolateral plasma membrane; bicellular tight junction. Lineage: Eukaryota; Metazoa; Chordata; Actinopteri; Syngnathiformes; Syngnathidae. The transcript has 4 exons. Gene Ontology annotation, biological process: homotypic cell-cell adhesion. Gene Ontology annotation, molecular function: cell adhesion molecule binding. Bases 311 to 1258 code for a protein of 315 amino acids.